This is a messenger RNA of Linepithema humile (Argentine ant), 2473 nucleotides long. RefSeq lists its product as uncharacterized. NCBI's taxonomy places the organism in Eukaryota, Metazoa, Arthropoda, Insecta, Hymenoptera, Formicidae. The record is from RefSeq and is a predicted model, not a curated record. Gene Ontology annotation, molecular function: copper ion binding; oxidoreductase activity.
UUGGUCGUCGUGAUCGUAGCCAUGUUCGCGCGUGUUUUUAAACUGUUUGUAGUAUUUGACAGUGACAAUGUCGUCGCAAAAAAUUCCGUUUUACAAUACUGAAAGCAACACAGUGAUAGAAGUAAAUUUAUCAGAAGAAGAUACCGUUCGCGCUCAAAAUCAUUUGGCUUUUGCCACAAAAAUCAUGGAGGCUGCUUUGAAACAGAAACAGGCAACAACAAUAAUGAAUUCAAUAAUUGUGAAUCCUCCUUCCACGGAUCCUGAGAUCCAACAAUAGGAGAAAACUACAAACACCGAUACUGAAGAUUUAGAUGGAUCAGAAUUCUUGUCAUAUUUAUACAAAGAUGUAAUAAACUUUUCCUAUGUCGAUAAGAAGCCACGAUACAUGGAAGAUGUCAAUUAUUUUCCCGACAAUGUACCAAAUGUUCCGUAUAUCGCACAGCUUAAAGAUGAGAAAAAAGUAAAUUAUCUUUAUGAAAUUCCACCAAAUAAUCUAUAUUAUACACAGCCAAAAUCUGAAGAAAACACACGUCCGAUUAAACUUGUUGCCGGGCUAGAUAACUUGAGACCCAUCGAUGAGAGUUUCUGUUUGAACGACGUACUUAGAGCGAAUUCUUCACUGUCGAGUCGGGUCCAAUGCGCUCGUACUUGUCGCAAGGGCGAUCGCAGGAUCUGCUAUUAUAAUUUUGUCGUGGAAAAUUAUCGCAUUAAUGGACCGGCCUGUAAUUUGUGUACCCCCGAUUCGAUCAACGUCUUCUGUAGCACUUGUGAAUGCGUACUUGCUGACGGCGUUGAACGUUCGGCGCGCAUUGUAAAUAGACAAAUGCCAGGACCAGCAAUCGAAGUAUGCGAAGGUGAUCACGUAGUAAUCGACGUUUCGAAUCACAUGAGCGGUUCUGACCUGUCGAUUCAUUGGCACGGAUUGUUCCAAAAAGGGUUUCAGUACUAUGACGGUGUACCAUUUAUUACGCAAUGUCCCAUCGUAGAGGAUACCACAUUUAGAUAUCAGUGGCGCGCGAACAAUCCGGGAACACACUUCUGGCAUGCACAUAGCAGUCUACAAAAGAUGGAUGGCAUUUUUGGCAGCAUCAUUGUACGUCAACCUGCCGAGGUCGAUCCUCACAGUCAUCUGUAUGAUUACGAUCUUUCUACUCAUGUUUUGGUUAUCAGCGAUUGGAUGCAUGAAGAAGCUGUAAGUUUUCCGGAAAGACGUUUCUUUAAAGUCGGCGCACGACCGGAUUCGAUACUCAUUAACGGCAAAGGAAGAUACACGGAUCUGGAAACCGGGAUUACGACAAAUACUACGCUGGAAGUGAUCGACGUGGAACCCGGCAAACGAUAUCGUAUUCGUCUGAUCAAUGCGUUUUGCACAGUUUGCCCUGGUUUGCUUUCCAUACAAGAUCACAAAUUAAGUGUUAUUGCCUCGGAUGGUUUGGACAUAAAGCCAGUGACGGUGGAUUCUAUCACGUCAUUUGCAGGUGAGCGUUACGAUUUUAUUUUACACGCCAACAAAACUGUCGGCUCUUAUUGGAUACAAGUCCGUGGUUUGGGAGAUUGCGCAGCAUUAGGUGUGCAACAAUUAGCAAUCCUGCGCUACAAAGGUGCACCGAGUAAGCCAUCAUUGCAAUCUCCUAGUUACAACAAAGCUCUUCCUCAAGGUCUUGUGCUGAACGCGUUAAAUGCGACCUGCGAAGUACCGACAGAAAACACGAUUUGCGUGAGUAAUCUAAAUAGCAUAGGUCCGAUAGACAAAAAUAUUCUUCAACAAGAGCCUGACCUAAAGUUUUACCUGCCUGUCAGUUUUUAUCAAUACGCGCCUCAGGAAUUCUUUCAGCCUAAUAAUAUGUACAUGGUUUCAGAAGAUGGAAAUCUCCUAAACGCUGUAGUCGACGGCAUAUCGUUCAAGUUUCCACCUUCUCCACCGCUUUCUCAACCCGAGGAUAUUCCGAGUAACCAAUAUUGCAACGAAAACACUUUAUUCGAGCAUUGUCCUGGAAAUGGUGCGUGCACGUGUACACAUAAACUGAAUAUUCCGCUCAAUUCGAUUGUCGAAAUAUUACUGAUCGAUGAAUUACAAGUGACCAACUUAACUCAUCCAUUUCACAUGCAUGGACAUGCUUUUUACGUGAUGAGUAUGGGGCGCACUAAUGUGAGCAGUAUUAACUGGAAAAUUGUAUGGGAAAUGGAUAGAAAGCAGCAAGUCAACAGAUGCUUCGAUAAGCCGGUCAUGAAGGACACCGUCAUAAUUCCGUACAAUGGUUACACCAUUUUGCGCUUCCAUGCAGAUAAUCCCGGCUACUGGUUAUUCCACUGUCAUUUUAUUUAUCAUCAAAUGGUUGGCAUGAGUGUACUUUUACACGUCGGCGAGCAAGAAGACAUCCCACCUGUGCCGAAGAAUUUUCCGAAGUGCGGCGGAUAUUCACCGCCCAUUGAAUACAGUGCUUAUUCGUUGUUUAUCAGAACGUAACGUUUA